AUGAAGUCCAAUCCUGCCAUCCAAGCCACCAUCGACCUCACAGCGGGCGCCAUAGGGGGCACAGCAUGUGUCCUGACUGGGCAGCCUUUCGACACAGUGAAAGUGAAGAUGCAGACGUUCCCCGGCCUGUACAAGAGCUUCACCGACUGCUGCCUGAAGACUUACUCCCAAGUGGGUUUCCGCGGCUUCUACAAGGGGACUGGCCCAGCGCUGAUUGCCUACGUCGCCGAGAACUCUGUCCUCUUCAUGUGCUAUGGCUUCUGCCAACAGCUUGUGAAGAAAGUAGUCGGAUUGGACAAACAGGAGAAGCUGAGUGAACUGCAGACCGCAACUGCGGGGUCCUUCGCCUCCGUGUUUGCUGCGCUGGCCCUGUGCCCCACUGAGCUUGUGAAGUGCCGGCUACAGACCAUGCACGAAAUGGAAAUGUCAGGGAAAAUAACAAAAAGCCAGAACACAGUCUGGUCCGUCGUGAAGAGUAUCCUUAGAAAGGAUGGCUUCUUGGGCUUCUACCACGGACUUUCGAGCACUCUACUUCAAGAAGUACCGGGCUAUUUCUUCUUCUUUGGUGGCUAUGAACUGAGUCGAUCAUUUUUUGCCUCAGGGAGAUCAAAAGACGAACUAGGCCCUGUCCCUUUGAUGCUAAGUGGUGGAAUUGCUGGAAUUUGCCUUUGGCUUGUCAUAUACCCAGUGGAUUGUAUCAAAUCCAGAAUUCAGGUUCUUUCCAUGUCUGGAAAACAGGCUGGAUUUAUGGGAACUCUUGUAAGUAUUGUGGAAAAUGAAGGAAUAGCAGCCUUAUAUUCUGGAAUGAAAGCUACUAUGAUUCGAGCAUUCCCUGCCAAUGGAUCACUAUUUUUAGCUUAUGAAUAUAGCAGGAGGAUGAUGAUGAGCCAGUUUGAAGCAUAUUGA
This is a messenger RNA of Lynx canadensis (Canada lynx), 906 nucleotides long. Its product is annotated as mitochondrial ornithine transporter 1-like. The record is from RefSeq and is a predicted model, not a curated record. The transcript has a single exon. Gene Ontology annotation, biological process: mitochondrial L-ornithine transmembrane transport. The coding region runs from base 1 to 906 and encodes 301 amino acids. Gene Ontology annotation, molecular function: L-ornithine transmembrane transporter activity. NCBI's taxonomy places the organism in Eukaryota, Metazoa, Chordata, Mammalia, Carnivora, Felidae.